Messenger RNA from Linum trigynum, 4838 nucleotides. Lineage: Eukaryota; Viridiplantae; Streptophyta; Magnoliopsida; Malpighiales; Linaceae. The record is from the annotation of a GenBank genome assembly.
AUAAAAGGUAGUCAAAAUGAAUCUUGUUAGAUUUCUUUUAUAUUAAAUAAUAUGAUUUUAUAAUUUAUUUUAUUUUUAAAAGGAUAUAAAUGAAGGAAAAUUAUAUUUUCUGAAAUAAAAUUAAAAUAUGAUAAGUAUAAUAUUGUAUUUUCAAAAUAGUUUUUCGCAGCUUUUAUGUUAUACAAAAGCGCUUUUUGACUUUUCAAAAACCGAGCUUUUAAUAGUGUUUGGUCCUACUUUAGCUUUUAAAGCCGAAAAACACUUUUAAAAGUCAGGCCAAACAUAGGGAAUAACAAUUUCCUUGUAUCUUAAGCCUUUGUAGAAAUUGCUAGCUCCAUACAGCUUAAGAAUUUCAUCUACAUGUUCAUUUUAUAAGAAUACAUUUAAAUGGAUGGAUUAACUGUAAGUUGUAAGCUACACCAACAUAUUACACAAAUUCCAACAAUUACAGAUUUAAAAUUUUAUGAUUAGAGUCUAGUUUUUAAACUUGAGUAUAUUGUAAUGUCUAAAAUUAUGGGUGCAUCAGUUAUAUGUUGUUACUAUUUUAGAGAGGAGGUCAUUUCAAAAAGCUUUCAACAAAUCAUGCUAUAGGUCUAAUACUUGAGGCAUUAAAACGAUCCAAUGCAAUUAACAUUCCAACCAUUUUAACUAACUUUUAAAAGUGUAUCAACGAAAAAUUAACACCGCAAAUUUAAGAACACUAGAUCCAACAUUGUGAAUUAACAUUAAGACGUACUGGUACUAACCCGGUUUAGCUAACCAGAUUAACAAAGAGGGGACAGCAGGAAGUUUGAUGGCACUAGAAACGACAUUAGUCCUUCGUCCUCUUUUAAAAUGGCUUCUAAGCCAAGGAAAAGCGCCAUGUCAGAUGACCGACGGCGACAUCUCUUCUUCUCUUCCCACCAGAAAAAGAAGAGAAUCUACAACGGCAAACUCUAUUGACGACUCAGAACUCCCCUGACCCUACUCCCGCCCGACCUCAAAUUCACAGCUACCCGAAAAAACCCCACCCUAAAAGAAAAUUACCUUACAGAGAUAGGUUAAUUGCAUGGUUGGUCACUGAGAUUAUAAAAAAAGUUGUGUCGUUAAUGACACAAGGGUCGAUUUAAUUGUGUAUAGGUUUAUAUUGGGUUGGGUAAUGGGUUGAAUUGAGAUUUUGAUGAUGUGGCGGGUUUUGAUGACGUGGCGGGUUGGGUAUAAUUUUUUUUUUAAAAGGCUAAUUGGACGAUUCUGUUAGCCACGUCAACAAAAAACUGACGCCGUUAGCGGAAGCUAACGGAGAGUGACUAAAUUUGGAUUAUUUUAUUAAUUAUAGUGACCAUUAAUGAAUUUAAACAUUUCGAGUUACCAAACAUAAUCCGUUUUUGUAAUCUUAGUGACCAACCAUGCAAUUAACCCUUAGAGAGAUAGAGGUAGCAAAAGAGGAAAAGAAAAAGCGGGAAAAGAAAACAAGUCUGAUUGACCGUCUGUCUAAUUGUUUCUUUCCCACCAAAAUCAACCCCUCACUUUCCCCUGCUUUUCUCUUCCCCUGCUUUUUUUGGACAAAGCCAUUACCAAUUGGUUCAGAUGCAGCGAAGAAGAAGGAGGAGAUUCAACAAACCCAAGAACCCAAAUUUCCAUCUCCCCAUAUUAUUUUAUUUCCUGCUCCCCCGAAUUUAGUCAGGAAGCCCCCGAGUCUGUCUUCCCUCCGUUAAUCCCCAAUCGUGGGUCGGGUCUCCCACCCUUCCCCUCGAUUCGGGUUUAAUGGGCUGCGUCAACUCCAAAAGGGUCGUUUCCUCCGCCGCUGGCGGCGAAUCCCCUGUUCUCAAUUACCCUUCCGCCUCCACAAAUGUCAUCCACGAUCGCCUCUCCUACAUCGACCCCAGCUCCAUAGCAUCCUCCAGAAACCCUUCCGGCAUCCUCGUUCCUUCCAUCGUCGAGCAGAAACAGAGGAGCGGCAAAAUCAGGAGUAUCGGCGAUCUCGUUGAGGCGAAGGAGGAAGGGGAGGAUGGGGAAGGGGAGAAGGGUAAGAGGGUUGAUCGGAAGAAGCAGCUGCAGAAAGUUGGGGAGAUUCAGGCUGAGAUCAAUUACCUGAUCGAUACUGCGGUUGAUAAUGUGGAGAAGAAGGCCAAGAGGAAGAAGUUGGAGCGGAGGUCAUCGAUUGGGGAAAUUGGGGAGAUUAGCGUUAAACGCGAUGUUCUUCAGCCGCAACCGUCAAGACGGCUUGUUGGAGCAGAGCAGAUCGCCGCUGGUUGGCCAUCUUGGCUGAGCUCUGCCGCCGGUGAAGCCAUUAACGGUUGGGUCCCUCUUCAGGCCGAUGCUUUUGAGAAAUUAGAAAAGAUUGGGCAAGGAACGUACAGCAGCGUAUUCAAAGCACGAGAAGUGGAGACGGGAAGAAUGGUGGCCCUGAAGAAGGUCCGAUUCGACAACUACCAACCGGAGAGCAUCAGAUUCAUGGCCCGAGAAAUCCUGAUCCUCCGCCGGCUCGACCACCCGAACAUCAUCAAGCUCGACGGCAUCAUCACCUCCCGCCUCUCCAGCUCCAUCUACCUCGUCUUCGAGUACAUGGAACACGACCUCGCCGGCCUGUCCUCUUCCCCUGAAAUCAACCUCACCGAGCCCCAAAUCAAGUGCUACAUGAAACAACUCCUCCGCGCAGUCGAGCACUGCCACCUUCGCGGCGUGAUGCACAGAGACAUCAAGAUGUCCAACAUCCUCGUCAACAACAACGGCAUCCUCAAGCUCGCCGAUUUCGGCCUGGCCAACGUUCUCGCCGCUUCCGGCGGGAAGCAACGGCUCACCAGCCGCGUUGUCACGCUCUGGUACCGUCCGCCGGAGCUUUUGCUGGGGUCCACCAGCUACAACGUAUCGGUGGAUUUGUGGAGCGUGGGGUGUGUGUUUGCCGAGCUUUUGACUAGCAAGCCAUUGCUAAAGGGGAGGACGGAGGUGGAACAACUGCAUAAAAUCUUUAAACUUUGUGGGUCGCCUCCGGACGAGUUCUGGAAGCAAUAUCAUUAUCUACCAAAUGCCACUAUGUUUAGACCGCAACAUCCAUAUGAGAGCUCAUUGAGGGAGAGGUGUAAGGAUUUCCCGCCUGCAGCAGUGGAUUUGUUGGAGUGCUUGAUCUCUAUUGAUCCUGAGAAGCGUGGUUCUGCUUCCUCUGCACUCAUGUCUAGGUUCAUUAACUCGGAACCAUAUGCAUGUGAUCCAUCGGCCUUGCCAAAAUACCCACCUAACAAGGAAAUGGAUGCCAAGUUUAGGGAGGACAGAAGAAGGAAGAAGAGUAGUUUGAAGCCACGAGAAUUAGUACUAAAGAGGCCAAAAGCAACUCAUCACAGGGGAGGCAGCCUCAGCAAGUUCAUCCUGAAAGAGGAAGUGACGGAGAACAACAACCAGCCAUCCUUUACCAAGGUGAACGCGAAUCAUCCACACGCAGGCCAACGAAGAGGAGGAGGGAUCGGGCUACGUAGAGAGCUGAGCAUGGAGUCAAACACAACCGUGGUACCAACUCAGUUGCAGAAAGGAGAACAACAACGACGACGACAACAUCAGCAUCAGGCUUACACCGGUCCAGCACCAGCCAUCUCUGCCUCGAGCGGGUUUGCUUGGACGACAAGAAAGCGAAGAGACGACCUCUUGUCAACCUUGUCUUACGACACCAACGGGAGCCAGGUUAGUGGCCUGGAUGCCCCAUUCAAGUUCCCCAACUUGAAUGCAGAACGUAGAGCAAGGGAUGUCGACAGACAAGAUUGUCACAACAAGAAGCAACACACGAUAUCACAGCAGCAGCAGAACCAAUUUGAUGCACCACCACCGGAUUCGCUCAAAGCGUUUCUGUCAUAUGUGAUUGCAGAAGACAUUCCUCUAAGCCACGCCAGACAUGAUCCCAUUCAUCAAUCGGACACGGUACAGUUCUCGGGACCAUUGUUUUCUCAAUCAAACAAAGUCGCGUAGUCGAACCAGAUUGGAGAGCUGUUACGGAAGAACGAGAAUCAAAUACGCAGAGCAGCUCGAAGGUCGAGGUUGGAUAGAGGUAAAUAGUCGAAUCAAAUACGCAGAGCAGCUCGAAGGUCGAGGUUGGAUAGAGGUAAAUAGUCGAAUGGUAUACAUACAGAUUCUUGGCAUAGAUGAACAUAUAAGGUCGCAGAGUAAAUGGAAAUGGUGGAUUUUGCAGAAAUGUGAUGCAGAGGAAAGGGACCCAGAUGGAAAUUUCAGAAACUUCAAUGACUUUGAACACCUGGAAGCCAAAAAGAAUGCUCUGCUUUUGCUUGGGGUUGAAGCAAGAGCUUGAUAGUCCCCAUUUGUAGGAGGAAACUUCAUUUGUGUAUCUGGGCCUGGUUUGAUUAUCAACUCUGAAAUAUUGGUUUCCCGGGACAAAGGAAAAAAAUGAAAUAGUAAAAGAAGGAAAUUUUGUAUAACUAACUACCAAGAAAAAAAAUGGAGCAUGAGAGGAAGCAUUGCCUUCCUUAUAAUCCUUUUUAAGAUAAGGAUUCGUUCCUUAGUCAAACCUUCCCAAGUAAUUGAUUUUGCUAAUUUUUUCUUCUUUUUCUGCCACACCAUUUUUCUCCAAUGGGAUGUGAGUAGUAGUGAUACAAGCUAGCAACAAGCUACUACUUUUGUGUAGUAGUAGAAGAAGUUGAACUUUAGAGUGGGAAAACAAAGUAAGAAAAUAGUCGACCUUAGUUUUUGAAUUAAUAUAAGGUACCAAUUAUUUAUUUCUAUGAGCUGCAUUGUUUUCUUGUUCUUCUUCCAUUUUCCCCUUUCUUUGGCUUUCAUUUUCCCUUUUUCUGGGGAACCAUUGCAACCACUUGCUAGGGUUUGGUUAGAGUAGUUUAUUAUAAGAAAAUGAGAUUGAUAUG